GAGCCGAGCACAAGCCCUUGGAGGGCCCAGGUGGUUGUUGUUCGGACUGGGCAGAAAAAUAGGAUGGUGGUGGACUAUAGUCAAACCAUCAAUAGGUUUACGCAGCUUGACGCAUACCCCCUACCCCGCAUCGCGGAUAUGGUCAACCAGAUUGCUCAGUAUAAGGUGUACUCGACAAUAGAUCUGAAAUCCGCUUAUCACCAGCUCCCCAUCUGCCCAGAGGACCGCCCCUACACCGCCUUCGAGGCGGGCGGCCGGCUCUAUCACUUCCUGCGCGUCCCUUUCGGUGUCACGAAUGGUGUCUCUGUCUUCCAGAGGGAAAUGGACCGGAUGGUGGACCAGUACCGACUGCAGGCCACAUUUCCCUAUCUGGAUAACAUCACCAUCUGUGGUCAUGACAGGCCAGAUCACGACGCCAACCUCCAACGGUUUCUCCAAGUGGCCGCAGCUCUGAACCUUACUUAUAACAGGGACAAGUGUGUUUUUGACGGUGCCUGGGGUUUUUUUUCCUAUUACGCCCAAUGGGUCCCCCAUUACGCAGACAAGGCUCGCCCCCUGGUCAAGUCUACCUCGUUUCCCCUCUCUGCUGAGGCCUGCGCGGCCUUCAACUGCAUUAAAGCGGACAUUGCCAAAGCUACGAUGCAUGCAGUGGACGAGACCGCUCCCUUCCAAGUGGAGUGUGAUGCCUCCGAUUUCGCUCUGGCUGCUACCCUUAAUCAGGAAGGCAGACCAGUAGCAUUCUUUUCUCGCACCCUCCAAGGCUCUGAAAUUCGGCACUCCGCGGUGGAGAAAGAAGCCCAGGCCAUAGUGGAGGCUGUUAGGCACUGGAGGCACUAUCUUGCUGGCAAAAGAUUCACUGUGCUGACCGACCAGCGCUCGGUUGCGUUCCUGUUCAGCAACCAACAGCGGGGCAAGAUCAAAAAUGAUAAGAUUUUGCGGUGGAGGAUAGAACUCUCCACCUACACCUAUGAUAUCCUGUACCGGCCUGGCAGACUCAAUGAGCCCCCUGAUGCCCUAUCCCGGGGAACAUGUGCUAGCACACAGCUCGACCAGCUGUACGCCCUUCAUGCACAACUUUGCCAUCCGGGGGUCACCCGAUUUUACCAUUUUGUGAAAGCUCGGAACCUGCCGUACUCCCUGGAGGACAUCAGGACGAUGACCAGGGACUGCCAAAUUUGUGCCGAGUGCAAACCGCACUUCUACUGUCCUGACACGGCACAACUUGUCAAGGCCACCCGCCCUUUUGAACGCCUGAGUGUUGACUUUAAGGGCCCCCUUCCCUCCACUGACCGCAAUGUCUAUUUUCUCAGUGUUAUUGACGAGUUCUCACGGUUCCCCUUUGCCAUCCCCUGCCCCGACACCACUGCCACGUCCGUCAUAAAAGCCCUGCGCCAGCUCUUCACUCUGUUCGGGUAUCCCUGCUAUAUCCACAGUGAUAGAGGGUCCUCCUUUAUGAGUGAAGAGCUGCGCCAGUACUUGCUAGCUAGGGGCAUUGCUACCAGUCGGACCACGAGUUAUAAUCCCCGGGGUAAUGGCCAGGUAGAGCGGGAGAAUGCCACAGUGUGGAAGGCCACACUGUACCUGGCCAGCUGCCCAGGCAGAAACAAGUGCGCUGCAGUCUGGAUCUUGCAGAAGAUGAUGGCCAACCACCUGUUCAAAAGUGUUAAGCAGGAAUCCUCACCCGUGAUGCAUUUGAAGAUAUUGCUCAUGAACAAAUAUGAAAGCUGGGUGACAGAUUUGGAGAAGCGGUCCACCACGGUGAAUAUAGCAGUGUUCCCAUGGCAGUGGAAAUGGCCGGGCUGGGAGCUACUCUUGGAGCAGGAGGUGGAGAGAGACUUGUUCUGGCGGGAGGCAGAAAGGAGUGCCGUGGUGGGGCCAACGGUGGUGGACGACCAGAUCAGGGAGAUUAAGGAAUCCAGGCUGUUGGUGUUGUCUCUUGCCGCCAACUUGUCUUUCACCCUGUCACUCAGACCAUCCCGCAAUACCUCUUGGAGUGCCUCGUCAUUCCACCCCGAGUCGGCCGCUCAUGUCCAGAACUCCAUGGAAUACUCGGCAACACUGCGGGAGCCCUGA
Messenger RNA from Hypanus sabinus (Atlantic stingray), 2073 nucleotides. RefSeq lists its product as uncharacterized. Gene Ontology annotation, biological process: DNA integration. The annotation marks the transcript as partial. The transcript has 5 exons. Lineage: Eukaryota; Metazoa; Chordata; Chondrichthyes; Myliobatiformes; Dasyatidae. The record is from RefSeq and is a predicted model, not a curated record. Gene Ontology annotation, molecular function: nucleic acid binding.